Messenger RNA from Coregonus sp. 'balchen', 23848 nucleotides. The record is from the annotation of a GenBank genome assembly. Lineage: Eukaryota; Metazoa; Chordata; Actinopteri; Salmoniformes; Salmonidae.
AUGCAGAACCAGAGGACCACAGGCUCCCUGGUGGAAGAGCUCAUGUACAAGAACAGCUUUGACUGCUUCAAGAAGGUGGUGCGCUAUGAAGGCUUCUUCGGUCUCUAUAGAGGUCAGUACCAGAUGAGAUGUGUCCAAAAUGGCACCCUAUUCCCUAUAUAGUACUCUGCUUUUGACCAGAGUAGUGCACUAUAUAGGGAUAUAGUGACAGGCUAAUGGGUAGAGAGAGACACAGAUUUAGGAUCAGUUUACCCUCUCAACCAUAAAUUGGAAAAACACAAAUCUGACCAUAGAUUAGCGUCUAGCUGUGACUUCAUGUCACUCCAUCACAACAACAGAUGGGGUUUAGAGGUUUGGCAGAGGAGAGGGGGAGAGGAGAGAGGAGGAGGAGGAGAGGAGGGCAGGUUUGAGUUCACCUUCCCUGUGACCUGGCUUCUUUGAAGUGAUUACAGGUAGUCUCUGGAGUUUCGGGAGGACAAUGCACGUCACACGCAAAGGCCAGAUACCAGCAGAGCUCUGUCACAAUGGUAGUGUGUGACUGCCCCUUCCAGACUUCAACUGGCAUUCAUAUAAUAAGUACCUGCACUCAGGGAGCGGGGGGUAGAGGGAGAGGGAGGGAGGUUCUCAAACACACACUAUAUUGGGGGGCGGCUUUUGGAAUUCUCAGGAUUAUGAUUGACAGGCGAGUUCUCCCUUGAGGGUUCUAUGAGGAAGUGGGAAGUCUUAGUGUCUGUCAGAGGACACCAAGCCAUUAGAGAGGUCUCUGACAUUACAGACCUGGCUCCGUCGCACGGGUACAGACAUCAGAUGUGCGUUCCAAAUGGCACCCUAUUCCCUUUAUAGUGCACUACUUUCGACCAGGACCCAUAGGGCUCUGGUCAAAAGUAGUGCACUAUGAAUAGGGGGCCAUUUGGGAAGCAUACCAUGUGACAAAAAACAUCAAACGGUGCAGAUCAAUUUGAACGGCUGUCUGGAGUCUGGACUUUGAAAGAGAAAUUCAAAGAGAAACUUUCUUAUAGUUUCUUGAAUCUCACCCAUUUUAUUCACAAUUCCCUCAUUAACAUUGAUCUACUGUGUAAUAAUGCUGGUUAUGUUAUAUUAGCCACUGAGGAGAGUGUCAUAAGCCAACUUUAUCUAAUGUAAUGAAGCUGAGCAUUUUCCAUUAGAAUGGUGAGACAGCCAGACCAGACCAGAACACACACACACACACACACAAACACACAAAGACACUGCAAACACUAGGAUGAUGUGAUGGUCUCUACAUUUACAUUUACAUUUUAGUCAUUUAGCAGAUGCUCUUAUCCAGAGCGACUUACAGUUAUCUAGACGGGAACCCUUGCUAAUGCAGCAUGAGAAAACAAUAAGCAUCUCUUAACUACAACUGUGAACUGCUAUGGGCCAUUUAAUACAAAAAUGGCUUGUGUGUGGUUCUCUGCCUGAGCCCUUCCACAAACACAACUAACACUCCUGUUUCUGUUUGUGUGUCCCAGCCCAGCUGAAGCUAAUCAUAUGUUUGUGCUCCUGUGUCUGUCUAUGUGUGGCCUGUUUUGGGCCCUGCGUUCACAACCCCCCUUCACCCCCUCCACUAUUAAGUUUGUUUGUUACUUUAGGGAUGGGGGAGGGAGGAAGGUGGGGGGUAGUAAGAGGGGUGGGGGGUCCAUCCAUCGCACUCUAAUCAGAUUCUUUUGUUUAUUUUUAUCCGCCUGGAAGUCUUUGGGUUGUAAGAAGUCUUUGCGUUGUAAUUGAGGGCUGUGUAAACUUUGGUUAGUGUUUUAUGUAUUUUCUUCUAUUCUGGGAAGGAGCUACUAGUCGAUGUUUCUUUCACUUUGUUAGUCUGUUAAGACCCUGAUGUCCCCACACCACAUCAGUAGUGUUCAUUAGUGUCUGGGGAUCAGGCAGAAUUGGAUUCAGCAGGGUAUGUGUUUAAUGUGGAGGGGGACUGUGCUGUGUGCUGUGCUGUGUGUGUACACUUGCCUGUGUGUGUUCUACUUCCUUGGCCCUUCUCUUUUCUAAUCAUGUUGUGUCCUAAUGACAGGUCUGGUACCACAGCUACUGGGUGUGGCCCCGGAGAAAGCCAUAAAGCUGACAGUAAGUGCCUUGUUUUCGCCACAUGGAGACCAGUCAGGCCCCAGUCACCACGGAGCCCCUCACUGGGCCCUAGUUUAACAUUUACCUCGAGUUUUAGUUUAAUGUACAGUACAGAUUUUAUGUGCACACUCACACACUCUCACACGCACACACUCACACACACACAUGCAGGCACACACAUACAAACUCACACACACACACACCACCCCACCACCUCAAUGUACUCCAUCUGUUUGGUUUCAAUCAGACCUCAUGAUGAAACGUUAAAGUACUUCUACUCUACUGUGUGUGGUACAGUGAAAUAUUACUGUUACUCCAAUCACAUUACUAGUGGCCCUUUAAGCUUAGUUGAACAAUAUCCUCUCCCUCUGUAUUGUGUGUGUGUGUGUGUGUGUGUGUGUGUGUGUGUGUGUGUGUGUGUGUGUGUGUGUGUGUGUGUGUGUGUGUGUGUGUGUGUGUGUGUGUGUCUGACUGUCUCUCUCUCUGUGUGUGUCUAAUGUUUAGUGUUCUCACCACAGGUCAAUGACUUUAUCAGAGGGAAGACCAGACAGAAGGAUGGAUCAAUCCCUGUACCUGCUGAGAUCCUGGCUGGUGCAUGUGUGAGUAUCAUCUAAUUAAUCAACCUCCAUCCACAUAGAAGCUAACUAGACAGGCACGUUUUACCUGUUGCAGGUUUGGGCCCACUGGAGGAUGACAGUCACGUCUUGCACCACCAAGUGACCUGAGAUCAGGUGUUUUUAAGCUCGACGACACAAAGACGGAGACAGACAGGGCUGCUACCUGAGAGACUGCCCCCCUCCCCCACCUCGACCCCACUACCCCAACCCCGUGUUUGAUCAGUGAGCUGUCACACACUCUGACCCACCCCCCCACCCCAUCCCUUUAGUUCUACCUGACCCUAUAGCGUCACCCCCCCACCAACCAAUGAAUAGAGGCCUUUCACCAGGGAGCUGUUUGAUGCUGAUCACUAAAGCAGAAUAUUUGGGGUACACAAGUCAUUAUGUUUACCCACAUACUUGCCAUGUGCACGCAAGCGAAUACAACUCAAUUAUGGCUAUGAAUGAAUGUUUUGAGGAGGUUUCAAUGGAGAGAUUUUGAAAUGAGAGACGUCAGUAUGGAAAUUGUGUCGCAAAUAAAACAUGUAGAGUGGAAUGUUGAAGAUAGAAAGGCCAGCUUAUUCUUUAUCUUGAGUGUCGGAAAAAAGGUCAAUCUGUACUCUGUACAUGCUGUACGUUCAGGCUAGAGUAGAGGGAGGUAGUGUAUGUGGAGUGGAAUGAGGAUGGAUGGAUUUUUCCUAUUUUUCUCUGUGAGCUGUUCUGACAGCUCCUUUCAUCCUGUCUCAGCUUCUGGUGUUAGUGCUGUUAUCACUCACACACACACCCCAGCUCACACACACACCCCAGCGCACACACACACACACACACACACACACACACACACACACACACACGCAUGCGUACAGAGACACACACAUGGGCGCGGGCACACACACAGAGACAUACACAGACAGACACAUACCUAUCCGCACACACACAGACACACACACACAGACACAUAUACACACACAGAGAGACAUACACACACACACACACACAGACACACAGACACACAUACACACACAGAGAGACAUACACACACACAGACACACAUACACACACAGCGAGACAUACACACACACAGACACAUAUACACACACAGAGAGACAUACACACACAUACAGAUACACACACACACACACACCUACACUCACACACACACCCUGUUUAGUGGACUUCAGCCACAUCACAUGAAGUCUGUUUAUAUGAUUAGGAAACUGUGAAAGUAUUGGUUUGGACUCCGGCGACAGUCCCAGACCAGUAGUCUGACAGGCGACAGUCCCAGACCGGUAGUCUGACAGGCGACAGUCCCAGACCGGUAGUCUGACAGGCGACAGUCCCAGACCAGUAGUUUGACAGGCGACAGUCCCAGACCAGUAGUCUGACAGGUGACAGUCCCAGACCAGUAGUCUGACAGGUGACAGUCCCAGACCGGUAGUCUGACAGGUGACAGUCCCAGACCAGUAGUCUGACAGGUGACAGUCCCAGACAGGUAGCCUGACAGGUGACAGUCCCAGACCGGUAGUCUGACAGGUGACAGUCCCAGACCAGUAGUCUGACAGGCGACAGUCCCAGACAGGUAGCCUGACAGGCGACAGUCCCAGACCGGUAGUCUGACAGGUGACAGUCCCAGACCGGUAGUCUGACAGGUGACAGUCCCAGACCAGUAGUCUGACAGGUGACAGUCCCAGACAGGUAGCCUGACAGGCGACAGUCCCAGACCAGUACUCUGACAGGUGACAGACCCAGACCAGUAGUCUGACAGGCGACAGACCCAGACCAGUAGUCUGACAGGCGACAGUCCCAGACCGGUAGUCUGACAGGCGACAGUCCCAGACCAGUAGUUUGACAGGCGACAGUCCCAGACCAGUAGUCUGACAGGUGACAGUCCCAGACCGGUAGUCUGACAGGCGACAGUCCCAGACCGGUAGUCUGACAGGCGACAGUCCCAGACCAGUAGUCUGACAGGUGACAGACCCAGACCAGUAGUCUGACAGGCGACAGACCCAGACCGGUAGUCUGACAGGCGACAGUCCCAGACCGGUAGUCUGACAGGUGACAGUCCCAGACCAGUAGUCUGACAGGCGACAUACCCAGACCGGUAGUCUGACAGGUGACAGUCCCAGACCGGUAGUCUGACAGGUGACAGUCCCAGACCAGUAGCCUGACAGGCGACAGUCCCAGACCGGUAGCCUGACAGGCAACAGUCCCAGACCGGUAGUCUGACAGGUGACAGUCCCAGACCAGUAGUCUGACAGGUGACAGUCCCAGACAGGUAGCCUGACAGGCGACAGUCCCAGACCGGUAGUCUGACAGGUGACAGUCCCAGACCAGUAGUCUGACAGGUGACAGUCCCAGACAGGUAGCCUGACAGGCGACAGUCCCAGACCGGUAGUCUGACAGGUGACAGUCCCAGACCGGUAGUCUGACAGGUGACAGUCCCAGACCAGUAGUCUGACAGGUGACAGUCCCAGACCAGUACUCUGACAGGUGACAGUCCCAGACCAGUAGUCUGACAGGCGACAGUCCCAGACGAGUACUCUGACAGGUGACAGUCCCAGACCAGUAGUCUGACAGGCGACAGACCCAGACCGGUAGUCUGACAGGUGACAGUCCCAGACCGGUAGUCUGACAGGUGAUAGACCCAGGCCAGUAGCCUGACAGGCAACAGUCCCAGACCGGUAGUCUGACAGGUGACAGUCCCAGAGCGGUAGUUUGACAGGCGACAGUGCCAGACCGGUAGUCUGACAGGCGACAGUCCCAGACCGGUAGUCUGACAGGCGACAGUUCCAGACUGGUAGUCUGACAGGCGACAGUCCCAAACCGGUAGCCUGACAGGCGACAGUCCCAGACCAGUAGUCUGUAAAUAACGUUUUUUACAAAUAUCUUACUGUUAAAUAGGACUGGUGAGGAUCUAGUCAUAAUCGGGGCCGAGCGGGCGCGAAAGCGCUCUGGGGAAGGGGAGGGAGAGGAGAGGAGCGAGGCGCGGAGCGGUGAGGCGAGAGAGGAGCGGAGCCUCUUCUCCUCUCUUCUCUUCUCCUCUCAGAAGGAUAGGAGCCUCUCUCUCCUCUCCUCUCUUCUCGGGCGGGCUUCUCUCUCGACUUUUCUGAGACGGGGCAGCGGGAGGCGCCUUGCGAGGAGCAGCGAGGCGCAGUCGGGGUCUCGAGGCGAGGAGCGGAGCUGGCCAAGGAGGGCGUGGAGUCGGGGGGUGCCGAGGAUAUGAGCGAGAGCCUCGGUAUCGGCGGGAAGAAGUAGAGAAGCGCGCGACAAAGGAAUCCUAAAACCCGCUCGGAGCUGGCGUGAGGGGUUGGGGCGGAGAGCCGGGCCGUGCUACUCGGGCGGAGGCCUGAACGAGGGCGUGGCCCGUACCUCUGCGCGGCUUCGGACCUCUUCCACACUAUGAUGGCUCCUCUCAACACGUUGAUGGGUCGCUCUGAGCUGGCGACCCGCUGCGACCGUCCCACAUCGCAACUUUGCCGUGGGCCCUAGCGCUCCGCUCCGCAGCGGGCACGGUCUGGCCGCCAGCGCCGCUACUGCCCCAGGUUCUCUCCGUCGAUGCGCGCGCGGCGAGGACCACGGAGGCAGCGCCCAGGCGGGGCAGGGGCAACCACGAACGGGAAGCGACCGCCCACCACGGCCUGCGCGGCGCCGAGGUAACACGCCAGUCACAGGAGUCACCUUACCAUAGUCAUCCACCCAGAUCCUCUCUUCCCGAGCCUCACCGUCCUAGCCCUCUCGCAGGAUCUAUCAACCCUCAUGUCAUCUCCCCUCCCUACGUCACGCCUCUCUCGAACAUGUCCCCCAUUCCUCUCCCCCUCUCUUCUCCUCUUUCCCCACUCAUGUCAUCUCCCCUCCCCACGUCCCUCUCUUCUCCUAUUUCCCCUCCUUCCUCUCUCCCCUUCUCUUCUCCUCUUUCCCCACUCAUGUCAUCUCCCCUCCCUACUCCCCUCCCUGUAGCCUCAGAAUAGAAUUAAGCUCAGUGAGGGUUGCCAGUUCUUAAUGAUUAUUUGGUAAGAACGGCAUGCUGCGUUGACUGAGAUGCUGCUGGCUGGCUGGAUGCCUAUCAGGCGGUCACUGGCCCUCAUUUGAGGUCUUGGUUACUCAAAAUACACACUCGGCCAAUGUCAAGAGCACAGAAAGCAACAGGAGGAAGAGAGAGAGCGAGAGAGAGAGAAGGAGGGAGGGAAUACAGUGUUGCUUUGUUAGUUUUCACUGUAGCAAUUAUUCAGUGUAAAUCGCUUCAAUUAGAUUGUUAAGCCUUUGUAAUGAUUUGUUAUUCGGCUCCGUUUCGAGGGCUAAAAACAUUUAUCACAACGUUUAACACCCACAUGAGAACAUAAACACACACACACACAUAAAUGCAUGCAAGCUUGUUUAAUCGCCAUUUGAGCAUUCUCUUGGCACCUAUGAAAGUGUGAGUGGUUAUUAAUGGAGGGUGGCUAAUGUUUGCUAACUUGCACUAAGCUAUUGUAUGCCUUUGAAAAGUAAAAUGUUAGCUGUUAUCCCCUGGGUGUGUGUGUGUUUGUGUGUGUGUGUAUGUGUGUUGGUAUGUGUGUGUGCGUAUACAUGGCCACGUGAUGUGUGUGUGUGGAGUUGCUGACGUGAGAGUGCAGUCAGCUCUGCGGUCUAGGCCCCUCAUCUCUCUGCAACACACACACUGUGUCUGUAGUGCUGGAGCGUGUCUGAGGUGCUGACUCUCAAAACUCCUAAGGGGAUCACCUUGCCUUGUAAUUACCUGGGAAUUAUCAGCGCGCCACCGACUGUGUCACUCUGUAAUCAAAUCUCUCUCUCUCUCUCUCUCUGUCUCUCUCAUUCUGUCUCUCUCACUCUCUCGCCCUCUUUGUCUGUCUCUCUCUACCCCUUUCUCUCUCUUUCCCUAUCUAUCUCUCUCUCCAUCUCUCUCCCUUUCUCUUCUCCCCCCUCUCCAUCGCUCUCCUUUCGCCCCCCUCUCCAUCUCCUCUCCCCUUGCCCACCUCCCCCCCCUCCAUCUCUCUCUCUUUCUUGCCACCCCCCUCUUCUCCAUCUCUCUCCCUUUCUCCCCCCCUCUCCAUCUCUCUCCCUUUCUCCCCCCCCCUCCAUCUCUCUCCCUUUCUCCCCCCCUCGCUCCAUCUCGUCUACCCUUUCUCUUCCCCCCCCUCCCCCUGAACAGACGUGUUCUGUUUCUCGUGUCUGAACAGUCCCUAAUAGUGGUGGUGGUUUCUCUAACCUGUCUUGUUGUUUGCUGUCCUUAACAUAAAAGAAUCCCCCAAUUAGUGUCCAAUUGAUGUGAGCUGAAGUGGACCUAAUUCCAGUUCAUCAUCUCCGUGUCCAACGGACCCGUAAUAAAUGCAUUGCUAUUAGAGGGCCGCUGUAAUCAACUAUGAAAGAUCAUUUUCCACAGGAAGAAAUAGUUAUAACGUUGUAGCGGUGAGACGUUAGAAUUAAGAAUCGGCCUCCUGCUAUUCACUGCCCUCAUUAAGGGCUGGAAGGGAAGUGUGGGUCGGUUCUGCUCCACUCUAAUUAGAGUUCUGGAAGGGAAGUGUGGGUCGGUUCUGCUCCACUCUAUUUAAAGUUCUGGAAGGGAAGUGUGGGUUGGUUCUGCUCCACUCUAUUUAAAGUUAUGGAUGGGAAGUGUGGGUCGGUUCUGCUCCACUCUAUUUAAAGUUCUGGAAGGGAAGUGUGGGUCGGUUCUGCUCCACUCUAUUUAAAGUUCUGGAUGGGAAGUGUGGGUCGGUUCUGCUCCACUCUAUUUAAAGUUCUGGAUGGGAAGUGUGGGUCGGUUCUGCUCCACUCUAUUUAAAAGUUCUGGAUGGGAAGUGUGGGUCGGUUCUGCUCCACUCUAUUUAAAGUCCUAAUACCUUCAAUGAGACGAUUAUGAUCUCUCCCUCGAAAUAUGGGAACGCUUACUUACGAAUUCGAGGGCGGCUGUUAAAAAAUGCACAUGGUUGCAGAUUCAGAUUGAGAGAGAGAGAGAGACAGAGAGAGUUCCAGAAUGGUUGCCGCCUUCCCGGCUAACUAUGUCCCGGCUCUCCCUCUCCGUGCCGAGACGCAGUUAGCUAUAAACACAGUUUUAAACGCCGCCGCCUCCGCACUGCACCCCCAGCUCUAGAUACCAUAGCUGUAGCCUGAAAGCUCUCUGAGAGGAACCUGUCUGAGAGGAACCUGUCUGGGCCUGUGGCUGGGUGUUUGAUCUCCAGCACCAAGUACAAGGUUGGAGCGUUGUUAGGACAGAACCCCUCAGGCAGGGUAGAACUGAAUAAGGAUUGUUUAGAGACUAGAGACAGACCUGGGAGCCUGUCUACAGUGAACAUAUAUUACUGACAGAUCUAGGAGCCUGUCUACAGUAAACACCUUUUACUGCUGGUGUAGCCUAUUUGAACUGUCCUGUGAGGUCCCUAUAAGGGCACCAUCAGUGUACACUGAUGGGUACACUCCGUUACCUAGCUACAGUGGUCACUUACAGCCCAUUGUGUUACAGUUUUAUUACAAAAAUAUUCCCCUUGUGCUGCUGAUAAUUCAGGUUUCAUAAAACACUUCUCUAGUGCUGUAAAUCCUUUCCCCACUCUCUGUCUGUCUGUGUGUGUGUGUGUGUGUGUGUGUGUGUGUGUGUGUGUGUGUGUGUGUGUGUGUGUGUGUGUGUGUGUGUGUGUGUGUGUGUGUGUGUGUGUGUGUGUGUGUGUGUGUGUGUGUGUGUGUGUGUGUGUGUGUGUGUGUGUCCGUCCAGGCGGGUGGUUCUCAGGUGAUCUUCACCAACCCUCUGGAGAUCGUGAAGAUCCGUCUGCAGGUGGCUGGAGAGAUCACCACCGGCCCCCGCGUCAGCGCCAUAUCUGUCAUCAAGGACCUGGGCUUCUUUGGCCUCUACAAGGUAGGUCCUCCUGUACACCUAGCACUGGAUUCAAAGACAGGGACAACUAGGACAUAGCUGUACUUAACCCCUCAGCUACAAUAGCAACUGAAUCAGGUAGAGAUUGCUAGUGAGGGCCUAUGAGGUGGACCGUAGGGCCCCCCAGGGCCAGGUAGCAGGGAGCAUGGCUGAGAUUGAGAUAUAAACAAUGUGAGGUAACUGUGUAACAAUGGCCAUGGUAAUAAUGGAAUGAAUACCAGUGACUCAGGUAGGUAGAGGGGCUCUGAGUUUUGUUUUCAAGGGAAUGUUGGAUGGUGAUUUGAGCUCUGGCAGGUGUUACCUUUAGGCUUUAUUUUAGAACUACGGUGAGUCACUCUCGUUAUGGAGAGGUUGGUUUUUAAAAGGGCACCGAUGAUGAUCAGUGUCGUUGAUUCCUGAAGCCUUUUAAAGAGUUCUAGCUCACAUUAAAGCUGUGGGCGUUAACACUUGUUUGGGUUUCAUUUAAAUGAAAUCUCCAAGUUCCUUUAUCUAUAGCUUACAGAUACUACCCCUUUCUCUUUUUGUAGCAAAGUUUCAGUUCUAUUUCUUCCCAGGUUUGUCCCAUGUUAGUCGUUUGUGUUCGUCAAUCAGUGUGUGUGUCUGUGUGUGAGUGAGAGUGCUGAACCUGAUGCCUCCACUUGUAUGUGUUUGUCUGUGUCUGUCUGUGUGUAUGUAUGUAUGUGUGUGUGUGUAUGUGUCUGUCUGUGUGUAUGUAUGUAUGUGUGUGUGUGUAUGUGUCUGUCUGUGUGUGUGUAUGUAUGUAUGUGUGUGUGUGUAUGUGUCUGUGUGUGUGUGCGCGUCUACAGUAUGUCUGCUCCGUCGUAUGUAUGAGAAUGCUGAAUCCAGUAUGACGGUAGUGGUGCCUCCCCUGUCUCUCUCUGUGUCUCCUGUCCUCCUGCUGAGACAAUGUGCAUUGAGAGAGAAGCAGGAGGGCCCGGGAAGGCCCAGACAGGCUCCAGCCUGUGAGUCCCAGACGGGCUGGCUCCUCAAGGCUGUGCCCAGGCACAGAGCACCCUUUGUCAGGCUAAUUACCCUGCCCCUCAGCCUCUCUCUCUGCCUCUCCCUGCUACCUACCUCCGCUCCACUGCUGGAGGGGCUGGCUGACUGACUGACUGACUGACUGGCUGGCUGGCUGGCUGACUGGCUGACUGGCUGAUGCGCUAGUGCCACCACUGCUCACAGUGAGAACUCCAACUAUGAUCCUAUCACAUGUAUGGUAUUGCUGUAUGUGCAGUGCAGUAUUUAUCAAGACAAACCUAUUCACUCAUAUAAACACAUACAUUCUGAAGUUUACAUACACCUUAGCCAAAUACAUUUAAACUCAGUUUUUCACAAUUCCUGACAUUUAAUCUUAGUAAAAAUUCCCUGUUUUAGGUCAGUUAGGAUCACCACUUUAUUUUAAGAAUGGGAAAUGUCAGAAUAAUAGUAGAGAGAAUGAUUUAUUUCAGCUUUUAUUUCUUUCAUCACAUUCCCAGUGGGUCAGAAGUUUACGUACACUCAAUUAGUAUUUGGUAGCAUUGCCUUUAAAUUGUUUAACUUGGGUCAAACAUUUCGGGUAGCCUUCCACAAGCUUCCCACAAUAAGUUGGGUGAAUUUUGGCCCAUUCCUCCUGACAGAGCUGGUGUAACUGAGUCAGGUUUGUAGGCCUCCUUGCUCGCACACGCUUUUUCAGUUCUGCCCACACAUUUUCUAUAGGAUUGAGGUCAGGGCUUUGUGAUGGCCACUCCAAUACCUUGACUUUGUUGUGCUUAAGCCAUUUUGCCACAACUUUGGAAGUAUGCUUGGCUUACCUGGUUAAAUAAAGGUGAAAUAAAAUAAAAAUAAAUACAUUUGUCCAUUUGGAAGACCCAUUUGCGACCAAGCUUUAACUUCCUGACUGAUGUCUUGAGAUGUUGCUUCAAUAUAUCCACAUAAUUUUCCUUCCUCAUGAUGCCAUCUAUUUUGUGAAGUGCACCAGUCCCUCCUGCAGCAAAGCACCCCCACAGCAUGAUGCUGCAACCCCCGUGCUUCACGGUUGGGAUGGUGUUCUUCGGCUUGCAAGCGACCCCGUUUUUCCUCCAAACAUAACGAUGGUCAUUAUGGCCAAACAGUUCUAUUUUAGUUUCAUCAGACCAGAGGACAUUUCUCCAAAAAGUACGAUCUUUGUCCCCAUGUGCAGUUGCAAACCGUAGUCUGGCUUUUUAUGGCGGUUUUGGAGCCGUGGCUUCUUCCUUGCUGAGCGGCCAUUCAGGUUAUGUCGAUAUAGGACUCGUUUUACUGUGGAUAUAGAUACUUUUGUACCUAUUUCCUCCAGCAUCUUCACAAGGUCCUUUGCUGUUGGUCUGGGAUUGAUUUGCACUUUUCGCACCAAAGUACGUUCAUCUCUAGGAGACAGAACGCGUCUCCUUCCUGAGCGGUAUGACAGCUGCGUGGUCCCAUGGUGUUUAUACUUGCGUACUAUUGUUUGUACAGAUGAACGUGGUACCUUCAGGCGUUUGGAAAUUGCUCCGAAGGAUGAACCAGACUUGUGGAGGUCUACAAUUGUUUUUCUGAGGUCUUGGCUGAUUUCUUUAGAUUUUCCCAUGAUGUCAAGCAAAGAGGCAAUGAGUUUGAAGGUAGGCCUUGAAAUACAUCUAGAGGUACACCUCCAAUUGACUCAAAUGAUGUCAAUUAGCCUAUCAGAAUCUUCUAAAGCCAUGACAUAAUUUUCUGGAAUUUUCCAAGCUGUUUAAAGGCACAGUCAACUUAGUGUAUGUAAACUUCUGACCCACUGGAAUUGUGAAAGUGAAAUAAUCUGUCUGUAAACAAAUGUUGGAAAAAUUACUUGUGUCAUGCACAAAGUAGAUGUCCUAACCGACUUGCCAAAACUAUAGUUAGUUAACAAGAAAUGUGUGGAGUGGUUGAAAAACAAGUUUUAAUGACUCCAACCUAAGUGUAUGUAAACUUCCGACUUCAACUGUACUUGUGUGUACUCCAGUGCUCAUACACACACACAUUGGGAUAGACACACAUACUCACAAUCAAUCAUACUGUAUGCACCAUGCACAAUCCCUCAUUCAUAGUAGAAUCAUAGUAGAAUCACAGUAGAAUCACAGUAGAAUCAUAGUAGAAUCACAGUAGAAUCACAAUGGAAUCACAGUAGAAUCACAGUAGAAUCACAGUAGAAUCAUAGUAGUAGAAUUCAAUCCCAGCCUCUCCAGCACCAGCCCCAGCCUCAUCAGGUACAAGGUUGAGCUUGAGUCUCUACUAGGCCUGUCUUUGUGAGAAUGUAAACCAGGGCUUUGGCGAUACUAUCUGCAGCUUUUCAGCAUGCAGUCUGGUAUGGCGGCCCUGGCGGGGAGGGGAGGGGAGGGGAGGGCAGGCAGGGGAGAAAGAAGCAAAGCGCUUGAGGAAAGAAGAGAUACCCAUACAGUAAGGUAUCUGUGUACGCUGUGUAUGAGUGGUAGGAUUAAACCCGGCAGUUAAAUGAAGCCUGUUUUAAGGAGAACUUCUCCUGGUCUGCGUCCGAAAUGGCACCCUAUUCCCUGUAUAGUGCACUACUUUUGACCAGGGCCCAAAAGGGAACCCUUAGGGCUCUGGUCAAAAAUAGUGUACUAUAUAGGGAAUAGGGUGCCAUUUGGGAUGCAGCCCUGGCUUUAAACUGCUCUGUUGAAGGGAAAGCCUUCCUUUUCUCUUCCCCAACCUCACCUGGAUGGCAGCCAAGGUGGGGAAUAAGAUGAAACGUGAUCUGGUUGAAGAUAUGGCUUUUUUUACAGUGAUGGACAGAGGCAAUCUUCCUCCUCUUCCCGGAGCACUGAAAGAUUUGGGCGGAAGCUGAGACUCUCAGCUCGAGAGCGAAUCGAGGAGGAGAGAAGAGAGAUAGAGCGAGAGAAUCGAGAUCCUCUCUCUCCUCCGUAUCUCUAUCUAUCUCUCUCUCUCUCUCUCUCUCUCUUCCUCUACUCUCUCUAUCUCUCUCUCUCUCCCCCCCUCUCUCUCCCUCUCUCUAUCUCUCUCUCUCGUCUCACAUAUAGGAACUGGCUGCCAGAUGGAGAUGAGAAGUGAGGAGAGGUGAUGAGUUGUAGUGUAGGGCCUAGAGUUUUCCCUGGCCAGGUCGUGUGGUCAGGGUACACUGCUGGGCCUAGCAAUAUGUAAGAUACCAGCUUUUCAAAUACAGAGGGACAGGAACAGAAACCAGUCUUAGACAUUUUGGGGUUAGAUUUUUCAGAAGUAAAACAGUAACAUCUUUCCAUUCAUUUUCCAAAUCAUGGAUGUCUAAAGGAAAAAGGGUUACAGUACUGUAUAUGAGACCUCCUCAGUGAAAGUUUGUGUCUCUUACGAAACUUCUUCGUGUCUCUCUCUCCCUCCCCUCCUUUUAUUCCCCUUGUCUCUUCCUCGGUUUCACCCCCUCCUUUUCUCUCUCUUUUUUACUGUCUCCAUCCCUCCCUCCCUUCUUGUCUCUCUCUCUCUCUGUUUUGACCCAUCCUUGUCUGUUGCCUCCCUCCUUGUUUCUCUGUCCUCCUCAUCUCUCACCCCCCCCUCCCCCCUCACCCAUCGGUCUCUUCUAUCUCUCUUCACCAUCCACAGGGAGCCAAAGCUUGUUUCCUGCGAGACAUCCCCUUCUCAGCCAUCUACUUCCCCUGCUAUGCUCACGUGAAGGCCUACAUGAGUGAUGAGGAUGGGAGGGUCGGACCGGGCAAGCUGCUGUUUUCAGGGGCCAUAGCAGGUAAGAUACCAUGCAACACUGUGACUCAGACCCAGGGUCUUACACUCUAAGAACCUUAAAGUAUUCUUCUGUUGUCCCCAUAGGAGAACGCUUUGAAUAACUGUUUUUAGUUGCAGGUAGAACUCUUUAGAAACGGUUUUACCUGGAACCAAAAAGGAGUUUCCUAUGGGGACAGACAACGAACACUUUUGGAACCCUUUUUUCUAAGAGCAAUUUAUUAUCUCCCUAGUCUGUCUCUCUCUCUCUCUCUAUCUCUCUCUCUCUCUCUCUCUCUCUCUCUCUCUAUCUCUCUCUCAGCCUAUAUGAUAGAGAAACUGUAUACAUUAUACACACAUCCAACCAUAUUGGUCAUUGACGAUCAGAAGAUGACGAUUCAGAUGAAAAAACAAUACUGUUAAAAUGUUGUCACUAGCACAAGCUUAAUAAGGAACCAUUCUUGGGGAAGCAGAAAACCAAGCGUGAGCAUUCCUGGUGGGUGGUGAGCCACCACAUGGGCCCAGACCCAAGACCCCGGCUCCAUCCCUCUAACCUCCUUCCCUCCCAGCCUCUGCCUCCACACCUCCCAGCCUCUAUCCCGCUAUCCUUCCCCCUCCCCAUCCCUCCUUUCCUCCAUUCCCCAGCCUCCACCCCUUUCUUUCCCCUAUCCAUCCCUCCCGCCUUCCAUCCCUCCAUUCCCCGUCCCUCUAUCCCUCUAUCCCUCCCUCCUUCCAUCCCUCCAUUCCCCGUCCCUCUAUCCCUCCCUCCCUCCUUCCAUCCCUCCAUUCCCCGUCCCUCUAUCCCUCCCAGCCUCCAGGCCUAAGGCCCCAGUAGUCACCGGUGACCACAGGCUCCAUCGUGGUCGUCCCUAAUUAGAGUGCUCAGCGAUUGGCUGGAGGCUGGGGUUUGGAGCUAAGCACUGAGGGAGUAGACAGAGCCCAGAGAGAGACCAACCGCCUGCCUGCCAACAGGGUUUCAAUAGGAUGGGAGACUUUCCACUGCUAACAUAUAGGAACUGGCAACCUGAGCUCUGUCCCAAAUGGCACCCUAUUCCCUAUAUAGUGCACUACUUUUGACCAUAGCCCAUAGGGUCCAUAGUCACUCUCUAUGGGCCCAUAAGGCUUUGGUCAAAAGUAGUGCACUAUAUAGGGAAUAGGGUGCCAGUUGAGAGGCAGCCUGUGUGUUAGGAGUGUUAAGAGUGAGGAGCUGAGGGAGGGGAGGGUGAGGAGCUGAGGGAGGGGAGGGUGGGGAGCUGGGUCGACAAUAAACAGAUCUCACAAUACUGGCAAGCCGGAGGAAAGACAUCCAACAGUUUUGAUCCACAGUCUUCCAGGUCUCUUUCUCCUCCUACGUGAAAAUAUGAUCUGGAGCGAGUCUGUAGGUUUAAUAUUUUUACUUGAGUGGGUUUAUCUUAAAGAAAACAGCGUAUAAGAAGGCGAGUGCAGAAGCCAAGCCAGGGUGGUUUGGAACGUCACAAGAAAAGGGUUAAUAUUUAUUUUGAAUCCUGAGGGAUAUGUCGGUCAGUUCUGUAGUUCUGCUCUUCAGUGUGGAGUGAGCGGCGAUCAUGGCGCUACAUGGAAAAGUCAUAUAAAUCUAAAAAAGCAUUCCUACUCCCAAUCUCCCCCUUCGUCUUAUUUUGAUAAUUCCCUCGACCGGGUCCGGGAGCUAUGGUUUAGAAGCCUGAAAUGCAGUUUAUGAUUUUGCAUUUGCUCAUAGCAUUUAUCACUCUUUUCUACAUUUAUCAGCGGUUAAGCCUUUUUGGCAAUUAGCGCUUCACAGUCGGCGCAGGAAAUUGAAUUACACACUCAGUUUGGGCGGGAUUAUUUGCCAAGCAGACCCCCUGAUCCCAGAACACACUGCAGAGCUGGUCAUCUCCCAGUUCCUCCUCCUCCUUCCUCUCUCUCUCUCUCUUUUAGUUUCUCUUACGCUCUCUCUAUGGCUGUAGAGGAAUAGGCUUUCUGAGGUAGCUUUGAGAGGGAGAUUUAAGACUGUGUUCCUGUGUUUUGAGUCCCCUUAGCACUUUGAAUGUGCUGUGAAGCCAGUUGAGUUCUCCUCUCCUCUCCCUCCUCUCCUCUCCCUUUCUCUCCCCUCCCCUCCUCUCCUUCCCCUUCCUAUCCUCUCCACUCCUCUCCCCUCCUCUCCUCUCCUCCCCCCCCUCUCCUCUCCUCUCCCCUCCUUUCCUCUCAUCUCCUGUCCUCUCAUAUGAAGGAUAUCAGUGCAGGUGGUCUUUCCAGUUCUGUCACAGUUGCAGUGAGUUGAUCAGUGGUUGAAUUGAAUGGCUCGUCUAGGUUGAAGACGUGUAGCUAGAAGUCUGUGUGACUAGCUGGUGAAGAGGCCGGUGAUGGUAAUGACUGUGCGUGGUGGUCGAAAGCAGCCAUUGAUGAUUGAGGCCAUUCAUAGCUGAAGUGGCUGGAGAGGGCUGCCCGCAUGGGGCCCCCAGUCACCAGUCACUGGCACGUGGGAUGCCUUUGUGUGUCCAUCUCAUUACCUCGUAUUGUCUGCCUCUUGAGGGAGAAAACCAUGAACAUUACAUAGUAGCUCCAAUGCAGUUUUCAAAUUUAUUUUUCUGAUCGUACACAACUUUCUGUGGGAAGGAUCAAGAGAGUAGUUCUACAUAUCACUCACUGGUCCUCAUUCAGAUGACCAAAGGCUCAAAUUAAAGUAGGAUUUGAUGAUGUUUUGAAAUAAGUACAAACGUAGACAAGAGGAGUUAGAUAAAAAUCUCAUCGAGAGUUCAACUUUGUUUAUUCGUCAUAUACUCAUGAUAUACAUGGAGGACACAGUGCAAUGGGUUCAAGUAUAACCUUUGUAUAACCCAACAGCAGAAACGUAUACAGACAGAUUGAGCAGAAAUAGUGAUGCAGGACAACAGAACCACUACAUUCACAGACACUACCAACUCUGAUGCAAGAUAACAGAACCACUACAUUCACAGACAGUACUAACACUGAUGCAGGAUAACAGAACCACUACAUUCACAGACAGUACCAACACUGAUGCAGGAUAACAGAACCACUACAUUCACAGACAGUACUAACACUGAUGUAGGAUAACAGAACCACUACAUUCACAGACAGUACUAACACUGAUGCCGGGUAACAGAACCACUACAUUCACAAACAAUAUGGAGACUGAUGCAGGAUAACAGAACCACUACAUUCACAGAGAGUACAAACACUGAUGCAGGGUAACAGAACCACUACAUUCACAGACAGUACUAAUACUAAUGCAGGAUAAUGGAACCACUACAUUCACAGACAAUAUGGAGACUGAUGCAGGAUAACAGAACCACUACAUUUACAGACAGUACCAACACUGAUGCCAGAUAACAGAACCACACAUUCACAGACAGUACUAACACUGAUGCAGGAUAACAGAACCACUAAAUUCACAGACAGUACAAACACUGAUGCAGGAUAACAUACCACUACAUUCACAGACAGUACCAACACUGAUGCAGGAUAACAGAACCACUACAUUCACAGACAGUACCAACACUGAUGCAGGAUAACAGAACCACUACAUUCACAGACAGUACCAACACUGAUGCUGGAUAACAGAACCACUACAUUCACAGACAGUACUAACACUGAUGUAGGAUAACAGAACCACUACAUUCACAGACAGUACUAACACUGAUGCCGGGUAACAGAACCACUACAUUCACAAACAAUAUGGAGACUGAUGCAGGAUAACAGAACCACUACAUUCACAGAGAGUACAAACACUGAUGCAGGGUAACAGAACCACUACAUUCACAGACAGUACUAAUACUAAUGCAGGAUAAUGGAACCACUACAUUCACAGACAAUAUGGAGACUGAUGCAGGAUAACAGAACCACUACAUUUACAGACAGUACCAACACUGAUGCCAGAUAACAGAACGACACAUUCACAGACAGUACCAACACUGAUGCAGGAUAACAGAACCACUACAUUCACAGACAAUAUGGAGACUGAUGCCGGAUGACAUAACCACUACAUUCACAGACAAUAUGGAGACUGAUGCCGGAUGACAUAACCACUACAUUCACAGACAGUACCAACACUGAUGCCGGAUAACAGAACCACACAUUCACAGACAGUACCAACAUUGAUGCAGGAUAACAGAACUACUACAUUCACAGACAGUACUAACACUGAUGCAGAAUAAUGGAACCACUACAUUCACAGACAGUACUAACACUGAUGCCGGAUGACAUAACCACUACAUUCACAGACAGUACUAACACUGAUGCAGGAUAACAUAACCACUACAUUCACAGACAGUACUAACAAUGAUGCAGGAUAACAGAACCAUUACGUUCACAGACUAUACGGAGACUAAUGCAGGAUAAUGGAACCACUACAUUCACAGACAGUACCAACACUGAUGCAGGAUAACAUAACCACUAUAUUCACAGACAGUACCAACACUGAUUUAGGAUAACAGAACGACUACAUUCACAGACAGUACCAACAGUGAUGCCGGAUGACAGAACCACACAUUCACAGACAGUACCAACACUGAUGCCGGAUAACAUAACCACACAUUCACAGACAGUACUAACACUGAUGCCGGAUAACAUAACCACACAUUCACAGACAGUACCAACAGUGAUGCCGGAUAACAGAACCACACAUUCACAGACAGUACCAACACUGAUGCCGGAUAACAUAACCACACAUUCACAGACAGUACUAACACUGAUGCCGGAUAACAUAACCACACAUUCACAGACAGUACCAACACUGAUGCCGGAUAACAUAAGCACUACGUUCACAGACUAUACGGAGACUGAUGCAGGAUAACAGAACCACUACAUUCACAGAGAGUACAAACACUGAUGCAGGGUAACAGAACCACUACAUUCACAGACAGUACUAAUACUAAUGCAGGAUAAUGGAACCACUACAUUCACAGACAAUAUGGAGACUGAUGCAGGAUAACAGAACCACUACAUUUACAGACAGUACCAACACUGAUGCCAGAUAACAGAACCACACAUUCACAGACAGUACCAACACUGAUGCAGGGUAACAGAACCACUACAUUCACAGACAAUAUGGAGACUGAUGCCGGAUGACAUAACCACUACAUUCACAGACAGUACCAACACUGAUGCCGGAUAACAGAACCACACAUUCACAGACAGUACCAACAUUGAUGCAGGAUAACAGAACUACUACAUUCACAGACAGUACUAACACUGAUGCAGAAUAAUGGAACCACUACAUUCACAGACAGUACUAACACUGAUGCCGGAUGACAUAACCACUACAUUCACAGACAGUACUAACACUGAUGCAGGAUAACAUAACCACUACAUUCACAGACAGUACUAACACUGAUGCAGGAUAACAGAACCACUACAUUCACAAACAAUAUGGAGACUGAUGCAGGAUAAUGGAACCACUACAUUCACAGACAGUACCAACACUGAUGCAGGAUAACAUAACCACUAUAUUCACAGACAGUACCAACACUGAUUUAGGAUAACAGAAUGACUACAUUCACAGACAGUACCAACACUGAUGCAGGAUAACUGAACCACUACAUUCACAGACACUACCAACACUGAUGCAGGAUAACAGAACCAUUACAUUCACAGACAGUACUAACACUGAUGUAGGAUAACAGAACCACUACAUUCACAGACAGUACUAACAAGUACUGAAUCAGAAUCCUGAGAGCCGCCAGGGUGCUGAGUGAGGUGUUCUCUCCUUAGGCAUGCCCGCGGCCUCCCUGGUGACCCCAGCCGAUGUUAUCAAGACCAGGCUACAAGUGGCGGCCCGUGCCGGCCAGACCACGUACAGCGGCCUCGUUGACUGCUUCUGGAAGAUUCUGAAGGAGGAGGGACCACGGGCCUUCUGGAAAGGAGCGGGAGGUAUCACCACAUUUUUAUUAAUGUCUGAUGAUGAUGUGAUAUAAAUGGCAGAUUUAGUUUAUUUCCAGUUGAAAGUGUGGAAUUAUUUGUAUUAUUAUCUAAAAAAAAAGUUGACUGAUGAGGAGUGGUGUAGAUUACUUUCUAGGUCUUAUUUGACAGUGUUGUUGUUUUAAUAACCAUAUUCCACUACUAUGUCACAGUGUACCAUGGUCAUCUCUAGCUAAUUUGCAACUGUUUUUUUAACCCUUCAUAUGGCACAUUAUUUAGCCUGAAAUCCAGACCUGUUUUGUGCUAACAUUUCACUCCUUGUUUUGCAUGACAAGGCGUGGCAAGGAGUGGAAUGUUAGCACAAACAGACUGGUACCCAGGCUCCACAUAGUUUACACAGUAGUGUAAUAGUGAAAUAGUGUUAUUGAGAGUUGUGGUUUUUCACUGUAGCCCGAGUGUUCCGGUCCUCACCUCAGUUUGGGGUCACCCUGGUGACCUAUGAACUCCUGCAGAGGUGGUUCUACGUGGACUUCGGCGGACAGUAAGUCAGAACUCCUCCCUCUCCUCAUCUGAAUGACAUAAGCCUGGCCCGUAUUCAUAACGUGUCUCAGCAUAGGAGGGCUGAUCUAGGAUCCGGACCCCCCCUUGUCCAUAUAAUCUUAUUCAUUAUUAUUUAAAAGACCAAACUGAUCCUAUAUCAGCACUCUUACUCUGAGACACUUCAUGAAUAACGGUCCUGAUGUCUUGUCGGAUAUUAGACUAGAUUGCUCAGUCUUGCUGAGGAAAUUCAGACAAUCACACGAUAAGAUCAACAACAAAAAAAUCAAAAAACUUAAAUGUCAGAAUCGUCCAGUUGGGAAUGAUAGCUUCUACUGACUCUUGCUGUGUGACACAAAAUGAUGGUCAUUUCUAGCAGCUCUUUACUGCCAACCUUUCAACACAGGGAGAGAGAUGUGUAGUUACACAAAGAAUACAUUACCAUUUAAAACCAUGCAGAGGGUUAAAUGAAAAGCUUGGCUACCCAUUGUGUGGGUGCACUUCUUUGUCUCCAGAGGAACAAGAAGUGCCAUGAGACCAAAAUAAUUUCAGAGUAGAUCAGCUGACUAGCUUCACCCUUUACUUGGUUGUAUCCCAAAUGGCACCUUAUUCCUAUAGGGCUCUGGUCAAAAGUAGUGCACUAUAUAAAGAAUAGGUCGCCAUUUGGGACGCAGACCAUUACUUGGUGGGAUGGACGUGACAUUUCCUAAACUAAUGUAGGGCAGUCCUAAACUACAGAGCUCCAGAGCUGUGAUGUAGGGCAGUCCUAAACUACAGAGCUCCAGAGCUGUGAUGUAGGGCAGUCCUAAACUACAGAGCUCCAGAGCUGUGAUGUAGGGCAGUCCUAAACUACAGAGCUCCAGAGCUGUGAUGUAAGGGCAGUCCUAAACUACAGAGCUCCAGAGCUGUGAUGUAGGGCAGUCCUAAACUACAGAGCUCCAGAGCUGUGAUGUAAGGGCAGUCCUAAACUACAGAGCUCCAGAGCUGUGAUGGAGGGCAGUCCUAAACUACAGAGCUCCAGAGCUGUGAUGUAGGGCAGUCCUAAACUACAGAGCUCCAGAGCUGUGAUGUAGGGCAGUCCUAAACUACAGAGCUCCAGAGCUGUGAUGUAAGGGCAGUCCUAAACUACAGAGCUCCAGAGCUGUGAUGUAAGGGCAGUCCUAAACUACAGAGCUCCAGAGCUGUGAUGUAAGGGCAGUCCUAAACUACAGAGCUCCAGAGCUGUGAUGUAGGGCAGUCCUAAACUACAGAGCUCCAGAGCUGUGAUGUAAGGGCAGUCCUAAACUCCAGAGCUCCAGAGCUGUGAUGUAGGGCAGUCCUAAACUACAGAGCUCCAGAGCUGUGAUGUAGGGCAGUCCUAAACUACAGAGCUCCAGAGCUGUGAUGGAGGGCAGUCCUAAACUCCAGAGCUCCAGAGCUGUGAUGGAGGGCAGUCCUAAACUCCAGAGCUCCAGAGCUGUGAUGUAGGGCAGUCCUAAACUACAGAGCUCCAGAGCUGUGAUGUAGGGCAGUCCUAAACUACAGAGCUCCAGAGCUGUGAUGUAAGGGCAGUCCUAAACUCCAGAGCUCCAGAGCUGUGAUGUAAGGGCAGUCCUAAACUCCAGAGCUCCAGAGCUGUGAUGGAGGGCAGAGAGAAUCACUUUGACUUGUGCUCUUUCUCUUUCCAGCUUUUCGGGGUAGAAAUGAGCUCAUGUUCCUUGGCAGAGCAAACUGGUCACUCUUUAGAAUGCACUUCUCUAAUGUUCCAUUGACCAAUAAGAGACAGAGACAGGAGGGUAAGGGGGUGAGUUUUAGGAUAAGCGUCACCAAAAACAUUACAUUCACUAUUAUACUGUACAUGUAAUUGUAUUGACAGAAUUUAGUCAAUACUUUGGGGUUCUUUCUGUCCUAAAUAUUCUGAAAUAACAUGCAUACUGUAUGCAUAAUGUGGUCUUCACAGACUUUGCUCCAUUCUCAAAAAUGUUCAGAAAAACAUUCAGUUAAUACUCUACUGCUCGAUGGUGUGGUGUGGGUUUGAAAUGUGUUCCUUGUUGUCCGUAUUGGAAAGAUAUCACAGAAAGGAGUAUAUGAAACCAUUGUGGGAUAUUAAUUUAUUUCUGGUUCCAGUGCUCUGGGGAAAAAUAGCACUCUAAAAAAUAAAAAAUAUAUAAAUAAAUAGCUCUCUCGCCCAGUCUUAAUAUUCGAUUAAGAUGUUUAUUUUUUGUGGUGGACAAUGUUUAAUAUAAAAACUCUUAACUCUUCCCUCUCUCUCUCGCGGUCUCUUUUCCCUCCACUUUUGGUUUCUCUCUUUUCUGUCUCUCUCUUUCUCUCCUCCCUUGUUUCUCCUUCCCUCUCUCUUUCCCCCUCCCUCCACCUCCCGCUCUCCCCCUCUCUCUCCUCCAUCUCUCUAUCCUCCUUUCUCCUCACGCACCCCCCCUCCCUCCUCCUCCCUCUCUCUCCCCCCUCCCUCUCUCUCUCUCUCCCCCCUCCCUCCUCCCUCUCCCCUCUCCCCUCUCCUUCUCUCUCCACACCACAGAAAACCGUCUGGCUCGGAGCCGACUCCCAAGUCUCGGAUCAGCCUGCCGGCGCCCAGCCCCGACCACAUCGGAGGCUUCAGGUUGGCCGUGGCCACGUUCGCUGGCAUCGAAAGCAAAUUUGGACUCCACCUCCCAAGAUACAACGUGCACGUAACCCCCCCUGUCCAAGGAGGACCCCCCUUGAAUUGAACCUCCUCUGCCCACCCGUAGGGGGCAGAAUAGAGCACACGCGCAAUCGUUACACCCCCUCCCUCCCACCCCCGCCCCGUCGAGCACUUGGAAUAUUCCACCCGAAAGAGAGGCACAUUCUGACUAGUGUGAUGUGCCUCGCUAGGCUUUAAAGAAAAAUAGGUAUCUAUGUUUUAGUUGAUAUGAGACAUUAAUAAAAAAAACUAUUAAGAACUUCUUGAAACAACCUUUAUAUGUCAUGGUCUAAAAGCACAUCAGCUUGGUUUAGCUUCUGUUUUAGUCUCAUCUAGCUGUAAAGAUGACUUUUUGAGUCAGUCUUAUUGUGAAGAUCAAGGGCUCUAUUCAAUCUCUAUCGCUGAAGCUAGAAAUUUAAAAAUAAUUUCCUAUUGAGCCGACAUCUGCAGCAUUUACCGUGAAUGCAGUCUCCGCUGACGUGGGAGCAUUGCCAUUAAAUUUCAAUCACGCUGUAACACUGAAUUUGUGAUAGCUACAGUACUGACAUUGUGUGUCUAGAGUAGUGCCAUUCUAGUUGGUAUUUUAACACACUA